Molecule: messenger RNA, 1168 nt
Organism: Mizuhopecten yessoensis (Yesso scallop)
Lineage: Eukaryota; Metazoa; Mollusca; Bivalvia; Pectinida; Pectinidae
Product: ribonuclease P protein subunit p38-like
Exons: 5
Coding region: 76-1143 (355 amino acids)
Biological process (GO): tRNA 5'-leader removal
Cellular component (GO): ribonuclease MRP complex; fibrillar center; nucleolar ribonuclease P complex
Molecular function (GO): ribonuclease P activity; ribonuclease P RNA binding
Source: RefSeq, a predicted model, not a curated record
UGACCACUAUAGACGCUUCUAUGCUAUUUCUCUUCAAAUUCAAGCGUUUCUGUGGUACAGUUGACGAAAACCAAUAUGUCUGCGCCCACGUUGACGAAGAAACAAAUCCAGCAAACUAUAAGGAAGGGCAAUAGUAGGCCGGUGGUGAAGACCGCACUAUCUAGUCCUUACAACAUACAAUGGCCAACUGUCCAAGAAGAUGUUCAAGAAGAAAUACUUCAGCGCCUCCUGAGCACAUUGAAGUCACUAGAUAUUGCCAGACCUAAAAGCCGUAAAAAGAAAAAGAAAAACAAGACAGAAGAAACGGAGAAAGAUACUGCAAUGCCAGUGGCGAUUGAAACACUAAGAAACAGAAAGCAGCUCCUGUUCGGUGUGAAUCAGGUGACCAGAGGGUUGGAGAAAGACGAAGUACGGUUGGUCAUCUCAUGUCGAUCUGCUCAACCAGUCAUCAUAACAAGACAUCUGAUUGGUUUAGCAGCCCUGAGGAAAUGUCCAGCAAUCUGUGUCAGUAGUCUCAACAAGUCCGUUUCUAAGGUCAUGAACAUGACAUCUGCUGUGGCCAUUGGAUUCAAGAAAUCAUCAGGAAUUAAAGAUUCAAGUGUAUUUGAUGAGCUGGUGGAAUUCGUAGCUAAGCACGCUCCUGAUAUAACGCUGCCCUGGCUACCUGGGAAUUCAGUCGACAUAUCAAAAAUGGAGGCCCCCGUAGAGAAAAUGGAUACCGGUGCAGACCCCGCAAGUCCAAACGUUGCCAGUGAAGUAGAGAGUUCCGAGCAAACGGUGAAGAAUGAAAGUCCAUCUAAAGAAGCGUCACUUAAUGAAUGCAGUGACGGAGAAAUUAAAGAAAAUUCAAAAGGAGCUGGGGACAGGUCUCACAAUGAAUCCAUAAACUUUGUAAAACCACACAUAAUGCGAACAGAUGAAGGAAAAGUGGACUACUCACGUUUCUAUGUGUAUAAAUCAGAGGCAACCAAGUCAAAACAGAACUGGCCAGAAUUUAUCAAAUUCUCAAGUGAUCCGGAGGAGUCUGUAGUUUAUAGAAAUGAGUCGGUGAAAAGACAUCAUGUAGAAUAUGAAAAAGUGUCUGUGAAAAGAAUUCCUACAAAUCCAGACAGAAAGAAAAAGAAAAAGAAACUCAAAAAUUAGGAAAUGUCAUUAUGAUUAAAAGUUU